AUGUUGGCACAUGGCAAUGCCAAAUGGAUGGGGCGGUGUUCAAACAUAUAUUCACGAUACAGAAUAAAGAAGCAUAGUCUAGAUUCAUACACCAAUGAUUGGAUCGGCAACCAGGAGGAAGUGACAUUGUACACUAGUGAACCAGGUUUUGCUGCACUGAGUUACAAGACUAUCUCCACCGCUCUUGACAAUUUCAAUCCGCGGAUUUUGGUCAACUCCAUUGAUUCUGGUGUUGAGUUUGCAGAAAUCAAGUGGAGCAAGAACACUAGAGGGAGAGCAAUGGUUGCACAAGAAUGUGUUACUACUCAAUUCAUUGCAGAGAGGCCCCGUACAGUCCUCUCAAAGAAACCCAUGUUCGACCGUACCUGGUCGCAGUCGAGGGCGUUGCACUUUAGGUGA
Molecule: messenger RNA, 399 nt
Organism: Sphenostylis stenocarpa
Lineage: Eukaryota; Viridiplantae; Streptophyta; Magnoliopsida; Fabales; Fabaceae
Source: the annotation of a GenBank genome assembly